UCCUCCUCUGAUAUACGUGCAGGUCCGAAAGGGAUCGUGUUCUUAUCAUAGACUUGUUUUGUAUGAAAAAAAUAAAACAUUUCUCAGCAUAGCAGGGAUUGCUCCACCCUGCGGUGUUACCUCGUAAAGGUGAGGAGGUAAGGAGGGUGAAGAGAGUGAAAGCAGGUUGGUCGACCAGUUCGCUGCACGAAGGGCUUUGGAAACCUCGGCUCUACUUACUGGGUUGUCACACAACGGACCGGUGAACUUCCUAAUCCUCUUACUGCUCACCUGGGGGCGUGGCUCCGGGUGGACGUAGACUCGAGGAACUCUGUGUUCUGUUCACCUUGUUCGCGUUCAAAAUCAAACGUUGUGAAGAUGGAGGGUUCUGGAGUGGGAGAAGGUUCCCCCGCAUCCUCCGGCCCUGACCUGAGUCUGAAUAGUCCUCCCCUGAAGUCGCUUGGCCGUAGCUUGAGUGGCGGUUCUAGCAUGACGUCCCCUUUGAAGAGGAAGGAAGAUGGCGGGCCUGGGGAGACGCAGGGCAUCGGACUCCGACAUUCUAAAACACUACCAGCGAUAGCAUCCCCGGAUCGGAAGUUCAGCUUUGGUUCGAUACGGAGCCUGCGGAAGAGCAAGAAAGACAAAGAGAAGGAGCAGAAGACGGAGAAGGAGCGAGGAGAGAAGGUGCCAGAGGAGGAGGAGGAGAAGGAGAAGAUGAAGAUGAAGGAGGUGGUGGACAAAAGGGAGGAGGUAUCCGAGUUCUACACACUUCCCCAGGUCCUUUCUACCCCCCUGUCAGUGAUGGAGAUCAACAGGCUGAUUGAGGGGGAGAUCCUGGAGGAGGCCCACCUGAACCUCCUGUCUCUGCGGCAGGACUUCCAGGAGGCUCAGGGUGGGGAGGGGGAGGGCUCCGUGGAGCUGUGCAGGAAGGAGAAGGACCUGCACCUCCUCUACAGGGCGCUCAGGGACAAGCUGAAGACCGUCGUGCGCGACGCCAGCGACCCGCACCUCCUGCUGGCCGCGGCCCGCAUCGUGCAGGAGGAGGAGCGGCGGGAGGGGCAGCCGGGGGGGCUGGGGGCGCCGGGGGGCUGGAGGGGGGUAUGGAGGGAGGCGGUGGGGGAGGGGGUCCACGCCCUGGUGGCCGGCGUCCCCCUGGACGGCCCGGAGCAGGAGCCCGCCUGGCUGGGGGUGCACCUGGGCCUGCUGGGUCAGGCCCUCGUGCAGCACCUGGAGAAGGUGAAGAGGGACCUGCGCUGGGCCUACCCGCCCAGCUUCCAGGUGUUCAGCGCCUACGUCGGGGCGCAGCGCCUGGAGGUGGGGCAGCACGUCACCAAGCUGCAGCCCCAGGUGAAGGAGCUGAAGGAUCUCUACGCCCUGCUGGACUGGAUCCUGAACGCCUACCAGAGUGAGAGAAUCAUGGGUAGCCCUUGCCUCCAUCCUGAGAUGAAGUUUGAGUCCAUGGAGCUGAUCCUGGAUGAGGCCUUCCUCGAUCAGCUCAGAGACCAGUACUGCAGCCGGCUCCAGAUCGACCUGAGAUUCUCCCUUGAGAAAAUUAUAGAAAUGGAAAAAGAGUUCUGGACGGAGAAGAAGUCCUACGAACUGGAAGAGGGAUGCCUCAGUUCUCCGAGUGAACUGGACAUCCGGACGAGAGUCCAGGGAAUAGUCACCUGGGCUAGACGACUGGACGCCCAUCUGGAGCUGAAAGCCAUCCGCUCUUGUUGUGAAGAGCUGAAACUAUUUCCCAAGAGGUUCGAGGAGGCGUUGAUGAGCUGCUGUAGCUCGGCUGAGGUUAAUACUUUGACUCCCGAACUCAGGGCCAUGUACCUAAUCACCUCCAUCAACACCUUCAUCCUUGUCAAGCAGCACAUGGAGCAGCACCGGGCCAGCUGUCCCCAGCCCGUCGCUGACUUCAGCCAGGAGGUGGACCUCCUGCUGGGGAGGCUGGCCCUCCGCCUGGAGGACCGGUACAAGGACGACAUCGAGCCCUACAUGAGGAGGAUGAUGACCAGGAAGUGGCUGACCAAAGAUGAAGACUUCAAGAGGCUUCAGAUACGGACGCAGCUGCUCUCAGAGCAGUGCUCCCAGAUGAGGCCUCCCACUGUCCAGGGGCUGGUGGACCGACUGCACCACCACGCGGCGAAGGACUACAUCUCCCAGCUCAUGAAGAACUCCUACUCCUGUAAGAACAGGAAGCAUCAGAAGGGGGCGGAGAAGCUGCGGCGGCAGUGGGAGAAGCUCAGCGAACUGUUUAUCAACAUGAAUUCCACACAUGAGUGGCUCCAACCUCUGGGUGACCAUCUCAGUGAGAUCAUCGGACAAGUGGACAAGAAAGACAUCAAGAACCACCUCCAGCCCCUGGUGGAGCAGUACCCGGACAUAAGGGAGAAGCACCUGGCCGCCGUCCUCUACUUCCGCGGUCUGAUUCGGGGCCGUGAGCGGCAGGCCGUUCUCCGGCGCUUCUCCGAGCUCCAGAAGGAGGCCGGCCCCCGGGCGGCCGGGGGCAGCAGCCGGAGUCUGUUCAGAGACAUCCAGCCGGCAGGGAACCCAGGCUGGACGCUGCCCUUAGGCUGCCUGGGCUGCGGCCCCAGCUAGCCCCCAACCAGCCCCGACCCAGACCCAGAACCAGCCCCGACCAACAACCAGACCCAGAACCAGCCCUCACCCAGACCCAGAACCAGACCCCACCCAGACCCAGAACCAGAC
This is a messenger RNA of Gadus morhua (Atlantic cod), 2682 nucleotides long. RefSeq names its product exocyst complex component 3-like protein 4. The coding region runs from base 358 to 2571 and encodes 737 amino acids. The transcript has 15 exons. Gene Ontology annotation, biological process: exocytosis; exocyst localization. The record is from RefSeq and is a predicted model, not a curated record. NCBI's taxonomy places the organism in Eukaryota, Metazoa, Chordata, Actinopteri, Gadiformes, Gadidae. Gene Ontology annotation, molecular function: SNARE binding. Gene Ontology annotation, cellular component: exocyst.